AUGGCGGUCGAUUUGACUCCGAGGUUUAGAAGAUUAAACAGCCAAACAAGAAGCAUUCGAGAAAAUGCUCAGAUAUGCUCCUCGGGACCCUUCCGCGCCACGCAGCUGUGGCGGAGCCUCAUCCUGGCGCUGCACGCGCAGGUGGAGGUGCGGCCGCGGCGGAAGCACCUGCGCACGCACGCCGACUGCUUCACGGGCUCGGACGCGGUGGACGCGUUGCUCAGCCACCUCAUGCAGAGCGUGGUCUUCUGCUCCAGCGAGGUGUCGCGCCUCAAGGCCGCCCGUCUCUGCCAGGCCCUGAUGGAGGCCCGGGUGUUCGAGCCCGUCGGGGUCAAGCUCUUCCGCCGGCAGAGGGAGACGGCCUUCGAGGACUCCAGCUGCAGCCUGUACCGCUUCCUGGACCGCGACGCCCUGCCUGGUUCUGCUGAGAAAAGCAGCGCCGAAAAGAGUGUAACACCUGAGGAGGCUGGCUGGAGGAGAAGGAAGAUGCCCAGACUGGAUCAAACGACCAUCUCCAACCCUCUGGCCGUGGAGUCCUCAGACAGGAGGGUGGAGAAACUGCUGAAGACCAUCAACCUGCACCCGUCCUCCCCCUCAGCCCUGAGAAGAUCCCCACCCACCAGCUUCCUGUCAAAGAGAGUGGUGGAGGAGGUGUGGAAGCAGCAGACACUCCUGCAGCUGCUGCAGGUCGUCGAGCUGCCCGUCCUGGACAGCAUCCUGAUGUCGCCGACCAAGACUGAGCCACAGAGGAGCGCCCCCUUGUGUAACCGCGAUGACCUUGUAAUCUCCAACACCUACCUGGACAGGGAGGUCACCCAAAGCCUGAACCUCCCUGAACUGGACUCCUGGCUGGCUGCGGCCGCUGACUGCCUGGAGCACUUCCCGGACCAGCUGAUUGUAGUUGCGGGGGAACAUCUCCAGCAGGGUGGCGCUGUUGGGGACAGCAGCCUAGGGCCACAGAAGAGGCUGCUCUUCGACACCAUCGCGAAGUACUACAGCGGCCAAGAGAGGGCACCGUUUCUCUCCGGCCGCCACCUUGACAUCCACUGCGCCAUCCUGGAGCUGCUAGACCGCGGGAAGCGGGAGGACGCCCUCACAGCCUCGCAGCUGUGCCUGAGGCUGCUGGAGCCCAACACCAGGGACGAGCUGCGCAGCCUGCUGGGCUUCAUGGCUGCGGCUGCGCAGCCAGAGGCCGUCCGGCUGCAUAAACAGGCAGACAACCGUGUGACGGUCUGCCGGACCUUCCUGAAGGCCAUUGUGCAGAAUAAUGUACUGACCCGGGCUCAGAGCGAGCAGCUGGUUCUGUUUCUGAUGGACAGCCAACCGCACCUCUUCAAGACUCCAACAUCAUUGAUUGAGGCCGUGCGCAAGAGGCUUCAGUCCUUACAGCAGGGAGGGGAUCUAGACACAACAGCGACGUUCUCCUUCUGCCAGCGCGUGACGGUGCAGCAGUACGAGGACCAGAGGGAGAAAGCCACGCUGGAGAGCCUGAAGCAGCUGAUCCGUGCCAUCAGCCUCAAUGCCUCCCUGCCCUUGAGGGAGAAGAGGAGGCUGAUGAAGGACUUCCAGAAACACCACCCUGUGGUCUUCCUUCAGCAUUUUUCCAGCACCUUGUAG
Messenger RNA from Megalops cyprinoides (Indo-Pacific tarpon), 1617 nucleotides. It is a transcript of the gene depdc4, whose product is annotated as DEP domain containing 4. Lineage: Eukaryota; Metazoa; Chordata; Actinopteri; Elopiformes; Megalopidae. The coding region runs from base 1 to 1617 and encodes 538 amino acids. Gene Ontology annotation, biological process: intracellular signal transduction. The transcript is spliced from 9 exons. The record is from RefSeq and is a predicted model, not a curated record.